Messenger RNA from Saccostrea echinata, 1655 nucleotides. Its product is annotated as actin nucleation-promoting factor WASL-like. Gene Ontology annotation, molecular function: actin binding; small GTPase binding. The coding region runs from base 44 to 1549 and encodes 501 amino acids. The record is from RefSeq and is a predicted model, not a curated record. Gene Ontology annotation, biological process: regulation of Rho protein signal transduction; actin filament organization. Lineage: Eukaryota; Metazoa; Mollusca; Bivalvia; Ostreida; Ostreidae. The transcript has 10 exons.
CUUCCUCUCUUUCAUCAAGGAACUCCCCCCUUUUCAUAUAGCAAUGUCUACACAGAAGCAGAGGCCAAAGAAUGUCCCAUCUCUACUCUUAAGAGACGACGAAAACGAUGCACUGUUCUCCAUGCUUGGCCGAGGAUGUCUGACCCUUGCCACUGGGGUAGUCCAGCUGUAUACAGCGGAUCCUCCCAUGAGACAAAGGUGGAGUAAACGGAUUGCUGGGAUUGCCUGCUUCAUCAAGGACAACCAAAAGAGGUCAUACUUCAUAAGGGUUUAUGACCUUAAGCAACGACAGUGUGUUUGGGAGCAGGAAAUCUACAACCAGUUCCGUUAUAAGUCACCUCGAGACUAUUUCCAUACAUUCGAAGCUGAGGAUUCUCAAGCAGGAUUAAAUUUUGCAAGUGAGGAUGAAGCAUUUAAAUUCAAGAACAACGUGGAGCAGAAGUUACUGGAACGUCACAGGAGGAGAAUCGAGAAGAAGAGUAACAAAGGGCAGAACACUCCUGCACAGCCGAGGACAGUACAGGUCAACAUUGCUCCAGGACCUGCACCUGCAGCUCAGCCAAUCAGUGUUGGUCUUUCUUCUGGAACUAAUACUGUCAAAGAAUCGAAGAAAGGCAAGAAAGACAAGAAAAAGAAACUUACAAAAGAGGACAUUGGGACACCAUCAAACUUCCGUCAUGUCAACCAUGUUGGUUGGGAUCCGGAGAAAGGAUUUGAGAUGGAGAAGCUGGAUGAGGACAUGAAGAACUUGUUCCACUCUGUUGGAAUCAGUGACAAUGAUCAAGUGGACAAGGAGACAAUCGACUUCAUCUAUGACUUUGUGGAGAAGAAUGGUGGGAUUGAGCAAGUCAAGAAAGAGAUGUCCAGAGCACCCCCUCCUCCUCCUCCAUCAGCACAACCACCACCACCCCCUGUUAGCCACCACAGGCCGCCCCCAGGCCCUCCUCCAAUUGCCAGAACCCCUCCUCCUCCACCAUCGAGGCAGGGUGUAGCACCUCCUGGUCGGUCAAGGGGUGCACUUCCACCUCCCCCACCACAGAGGGAUAGACAGCUACCCCCAACACCUGGAUAUGGAGCACCACCUCCACCUCCUAAAUCUCCAGCCAGUCCCCCUCCACCACCUGUUGGGGUACCUAAUGCACCACCACCACCACCAGCUCCUGCAGCCCCACCACCACCUCCUGCUCCAGGGGCUCCACCCCCACCACCAAUGAUGGGAGGAGGAGGAGGGGGAGGGGCAGGCCGAGGUGCCUUACUGGAGUCCAUCAGAGGAGGGACUACACUGAAGAAGACCACACCUGGGGAUAAUCAACCUGCGGGAGGGGGAGAUCCUCGGGAUAAUCUGUUGAAAGCCAUUCAACAAGGAGCUAGUCUUAAGCAUGUUGAUCAUCAGGCUGACAAUCGCCCUGCUGUGAUAGAGGAACAGGGAGGAAUUGUGGGAGCUCUCGCCAAGGCCCUGGCAAGUCGUAGUGCCCAAAUCCAGGGAUCAGACAAUUCGGACGAUUCUGACAUGGAUGAUGAUGACGAUGACGAUGAAUGGGAUGAUUAAACUGAUGAUUGACAGAAUGAUAUGAAGACCGUGUUUCUUCCUCUUUAUUGGAUGUUGAUGCUUAGUUUUUUCAAGACAUAGAUAAAAUAAAAUAUUAUGCAUAUUU